Molecule: messenger RNA, 12338 nt
Organism: Pimephales promelas (fathead minnow)
Lineage: Eukaryota; Metazoa; Chordata; Actinopteri; Cypriniformes; Leuciscidae
Source: RefSeq, a predicted model, not a curated record
GCGUCUGCGUAUGCGGAAGUGAUGCAUGCGCUGGUGUUGUUUGUAUUUCUGUAGCAGCUGGACGCGUCGGAUGAAGCUGCACGAGGGCUGGUCAGGAUGCUGGAGUCGUAUGUUUCUCCUCUCUUGAUGAGUUAUGUGAACCGCUACAUAAAGAACCUGAAGCCGUCGGACCUGCAGCUGUCGUUAUGGGGCGGAGACGUGGUUCUGAGCAAACUGGACCUGAGGCUGGACGUGCUGGAGCAGGAGCUCAAGCUGCCCUUCAUGUUCCUGAGCGGCCACAUCCACGAGCUGCGCAUCCACGUGCCCUGGACCAAACUGAGCUCCGAGCCCGUGGUCAUCACCAUCAACACCAUGGAGUGCAUCCUCAAGCUGCGGGACGGAGCCGCGGAUGACAGUGAGAGCUGUGGCUCCAGUUCCACCAAUCGCAGCGCGUCUGAGAGCUCGAGGGCGUCGGCCAAACCUCGACGUGUGCAGCAGAACCCCAGCGACCCGGACCUGCCCCCAGGAUACGUGCAGAGUCUGAUCCGCAGGGUGGUGAAUAACGUCAACAUCCUGGUCAAUAACCUGAUCCUGAAGUACGUGGAGGAUGACAUCGUGCUGUCGGUGAACAUCACGUCAGCGGAGUGCUACACGGUGGACGAGCUGUGGGACCGAGCCUUCAUGGACAUCGUCUCUCCUGAGUUGGUCCUGAGGAAGGUUAUCAAUUUUUCGGACUGCACUGUGUGCUUGGAUAAGCGUAACGCCAGUGGGAAGAUCGAGUUUUAUCAGGACCCUCUGCUCUACAAGUGCUCCUUCAGAACUCGUCUUCAUUUCACCUACGACAACAUCAAUGCCAAAAUCCCUGCCGUCAUUAAAGUUCACACGAUGGUGGAGAGUCUGAAACUCUCUCUGACGGACCAGCAGCUGCCCAUGUUCAUCCGGCUGAUGGAGUUGGGUGUUGCGCUGUAUUACGGAGAGAUGGGCGUCCAUCGAGAGGGCGAGAGAGAAGAGAGUGGCUCCCUUCGAGAGGGCGUCUCCGGUCUGAUGGACGGCUCCGAGGCGUCUCUGACGGGUCAGUACUAUCAGGACGAGGAUGAAGAUCAGGGCUGGGUGUCGUGGGCAUGGUCCUUCGUCCCGGCCAUCGUGAGCGCAGAGGAUGAGGAGGGUGAGGGCGAGUCUGGCUUCUACACAGAGUCCACGGAGGCGGGUUCUGCCCGGCCCCUGCACAGGUCCCCCAGAGACCCUGUAGUGUCCAUCGGCUUCUACUGCACUAAAGCCUCGCUCACUUUUAAGCUCACGGAGAGCUGUUCUGAGAGCAGUUACUACAGCCCGCAGAAGCUGAAGUCCCGGGAGGUGCUGAGUGUGGAGCAGGAGGGAAUCACAGUGGAGGCUCUGAUGAUGGGUGAGCCGUUCUUCGACUGUCAGGUGGGAGUCGUGGGUUGUCGCGCCGUGUGUCUGAAGGGCAUUAUGGGUGUUCGUGAUUUUGAAGAAAAUAUGAACAGAAAAGAGGAGGAUGCCGUGUUCUUCCGCUGUGGCGAUACGCUGAGCGCUAAAGGCAUGACGUACCUCACCAACUCACUGUUCGACUACCGCAGUCCCGAGAACAACGGAGUCCGUGCAGAGUUCAUACUGGAUGGAAAACUUCACAGGGAGACGUUCACGGAGGAGGCGGGGCUUCAGCGAUACGGGGCGUUCUACAUGGAUUACCUGUACACAAUGGAGAACAGCAGCAGAGUGUGUGUGGGGCCGCAGGAGUGUAAAGACGAGCCGCUGGUUCAGGAGACGUCAGUGAAGAGGAUUGUAGUCGGUCCUCUGGAUCUGCAGCUCCACAGCAGCGCCGUUCACCGCAUCCUGAAGAUGAUCGCCUGCACACUGGACCACGAGUACCAGCCCUACUGCAAACCACAGCCCGAUGUUGUGGAGGAGCCUGUGUGUGUGGGGCCGGAGCAGGUUUCAGCGCUGGAGGAGUUUAUUCCCACCCGUCAGACCAGUGUGAUGUUGAUGAGAGCGAGAGUCACUGUCCCUGCAGCCGAAUACAACCUCCUGCACCUCAUCCUGCCCGCUCUACUGGGACACAAGGUCUCGACGGCGCAGGCCUCCGUCUCUCAGGUCCCGAUCCUGCGUCCUCUUCCGGCUCUUCAGCUGCAGGUCCAGCGCGUCACGUUCGAACAUUCAGAACCCAUGCAGGAACAGGAAGUGACACGUGCAGCCAGCAGCCUGAGCCAGCCCUCACACACACUCCUGCACCACUGCUACACACACUGCUACCUGAAGGUGUUUGAGCUCCAGGCGGGUCUGACUGUGAUCGACUCAGGAGAGUUUCAGCCCAUUAUUCCCAUCAUCCCCUCCUUCAGCACUGCGGUCUACUGGAAACAGCUCUGUCUGCCUGUGUACUGGGCGAGGAAGGCCUCCGUCCCCGUGAGAGAGUGUGUGUUUGAGCUGCCGCAGGUGUGUGUUCAGGCGACGCGUGCGCAGGUGCUGCUGCUCCAGUCCAUGUAUCGCAGCUGGACACACACACUGGGGGGCGGAGCCUGCAGCGGCAUCAGCGACUGCCUCAUUAGCCACGCCUUCAACACUACAGCAGGUGUGAAGCCGGUGUGUGUCGCCCCCGUGCUGGAGGUGUGUGUUCAGCGUGUGGAGCUGAAGGUGUGUGUGCGGCCGGCACUGCUGUGUGUCUCUGGAACUCUGGGAGCCGUGAAAGUUUGUGCCAGAACACCGGGUGUGUGUGACGGGCAGAAGGAGCAGCUGGUUCCACUGGUUCAGGGUCCGUCUGACACCACAGAUCUGCACACGAGACACUGGCUGAUCGGGAGCCGUAAACCUGCGUCCCUCCUGUCACCUGACCUCCUCCAGAUCUCACUACAGCUCCCUCAGCAGGAGCACGCGCCCAACCCCGGUGCAGUGCUGUUGGUGAGCGUUCAGGGCAUCACUGUCAAUGUGGAUCCGGUUCUGUCCUCCUGGCUGCUGUUCCAACCUCAGAGAACCAGCGGCAGCAGACCAACUCAACAGGUUUCCAUGGUGAUGAAGAAGAGGAGGGAGGAUGAAGCAUCUGUUGGCAGCACAGCACUGACCAAACAACCUAGCAAUCAGGCGUCAGACUACACCAGCAGCCCUGUGAAGACCAAGACUGUGACGGAGUCGAGGCCUCUCUCUGUUCCAGUGAAGGUUUUUCCAUCAUCUGAGGAAUGUGUCGUGAGUUCAGAGGAACACAUGAAGAACCUGAUAACACACACCUGGAACGCCGUCAAACACCUCACUCUACAGGUGGAGCUGGAGUCUUGCUGUGUGUUCGUGCCGUCGGACAGCCUGCCGUCUCCCGGGUCGCUGGUGAGCGGAGACGUGGCCGGGACCGUGCGCUGCUGGUACCACAGCCAGGCCUGCAUGCCCGGGACACUGGUGCUUUGUCUCCCGCAGAUCAGUGUGUUCAGCGCAGGACACCGGCGCAUGGAGCCGCUACAGGACGGGCCCUUUACUGUACCCAGACCUGUGCUGGAGGAGGGCGAUGCGUUCCCAUGGACAGUGUGUGUGAGUCAUCUGAGCGUCUACUCUCUCCUGGGCCAGCAGCGUUCCCGCAGUGUUCUGGAUCCGCUGGGCUUCACCUCUACUCUGGCACUCACCGCCCCGAAGCUGCAGCCCGAGAGCAGAGACGCCUUCAUCAUGUGCCUGCAUGUGGACCUGCAGCCGGUGCAGCUCCGGUGCUCCAACCCUCAGGUUCAGCUGGUGUUCAGUCUGUGGUGUCGAUGGAGUCAGAUCUUCAGUGCGUUCGAGCGGAUGCAGAGCAGAGGAACACACAGGUCGUCUCCAGGUUUCCCAGACUCCUCAGCAACCCCUGCUGGACCCUCCUCACCCUCACCUGUCCCCCCCGACACCAGCACCUGCAGCCCCUCAGCUGACCUGGGCUCUCACACUGAGGGGAAUUCGACACACACUGAGGAGCCGGUGGUGUGUGAGACCAUGACGCUCGAGCAGAAGACCUGCAGCAUCAGCGGCUCCAGCGGGAAGCUGAGCGUCUGGAUGCAGUGGAUGCUGCCGAAACUCACACUCAAGCUCUUCUCCUGCGACACUGCGGCCAAAAACAACGAGCUGUGUGUGAUGGCAGAGAUGGAAGACUUGAGCGCAUCUGUGGAUGUUCAGGACGUUUAUACAAAGGUGAAGUGUAAAGUGGGAAGUUUCCACAUAGAUCACUACAGAAGCAGUGCUGAAGAGAGCUCGUGCGGUGGGGUCGUCCUCUCUUGCACUGAAAAGCUGAACAGACGCACGGUUCUGCUGCGACCCCUCAGCAAGCAGGAGCAUUUCAGCCAUUUCAGCUUCUGUCCCCCCACGGCGGCGAAGGCUCUGGAGGUCUCGCACCAGCAGCACGGGUUCCUCUCGGUGACCUACACGCAGGCCGUCACUCGGAACGUGCGGCACAAGCUGACGGCGCGGCAGGAGCGAGUGUCCCAGAGGCUGAGCGAGGACGGCACAGACGGUUCGCCGCAGUACCUGCACGAGAUCCUGCUCACGGCGCAGCCCUUCGACCUGGUGCUGUCCUGCCCCCUGCUGGUGAGGCUGGCGCAGGUCUUCCACGUGUCCGCCCCCCCGCCGCUGCGUCCCGUCAGAGAGAGCGUCUCCGCCGGACACCCGAUGACGGGACCCUCACUGUCCUCCAGCAGCCUCCCGCUCAUCUACCUCAACACCAGCGUGAUCCGGGUGUUCUGCCCUCUGGAGGACACGACCAGCAGCACACGUGAGUCUCCCUGUGUCACACGCUCACACACUGAUGAUGAUGAUGAUGAUGAUGUGUGUUUGUGUUCAGAUUCACAGAUGAAGCACAGGAAGGAAGACACGGUUGUGUUGAAGAUUGGAUCUGUGAGCGUCGCUCCUCAGGCUGAUAAUCCACUGCCGCGCUCCGUACUGCGCAAAGACAUCUACCAGCGGGCGUUGAAUCUGGGUGUGCUGCGUGACCCGGGGUCAGAGGUCGAGGACCGUCAGUAUCAGAUUGACCUCCAGUGCAUCAACAUGGGCACGGCUCACUGGGACGACCUGCGGCCGGAGCGCGAGGGGCCGAAUGCUGCUUCUCCUGCAGACGCUGAGCGCAGCUCCCAGAACCCCGCGCUGGAGUGGAACAUGGCCAGCAGUAUCCGACGGCAGCAGGAGAAGCGAGUGAUCCUGUCGCCGAUCAUCACAGAUUUCUCAGUGCGAAUCACAGCAGCUCCAGCUGUAAUUUACCGGAAGCCUCUGGAUCACGGCCCAGCGGAGGAGGUGGUGGUCUGUGGCCACAGUCUGGAGAUGAACAUCACGUCCAGUCUGGAUCUGUUUCUCAGCGCGUCUCAGGUUCAGUUACUGCAGCAGCUCCUGCAGGACAACGUGGGGCAGACGACCUGCGACCCGACCACUGCAGACGUGUGUGGCCGUCCUCCGCAGGCCGCUGCGGUCUCGGUGGAGAGUGUGUGUGGCAUCAGCGCCACCUGUGGGCAGGACAGUGGGUUCGGCAGCGACAGCGCCCGCCUGCGGAUGGUUCAGAUGGAGCGUCAGAGCGGCGCGGGUCAGUACCGGCUCGCCCGGCCUUCGCAGCAGCCCAGCAUCACCAAGAACCUCCGCUUCGUCCCGUUCGACGUGUUCCUCACCGCCGGCCGCAUCUCUCUGAUGACGUACGCGACGCUGCCCGCGGCUAACACUCCCGCGGCUAACCCUCCUACAGCAAAUCCUCCCGCUGCUAACCCUCCCGCAGCUAACGUGGCGGAGGACGAGACGACCCGCGACUGCAGCCUGUCCUCGCUGACCGCUGACGACCUGUUAAAUGCUAGCGCUAGCGCUGCCGGCGUGUGGCCGGGGCUCCUGGGCGUUCCGGCUCCGGGCCGCUCGUCUGCGCGUCAGGCUCUGGGAGUGACGGUGGUGAGACAGCCGGGCCGGAGAGGAGCCCGAGACUCACGCCUGCAGCCGCUGCUGUUCCUGCAGCUCAACCAGCCCUCCGUCCUCAUGCACACACACACUCACACACAGCGGCUGGAGCUCUCGCUGUUCGACCUCACGCUCAAGGGGGCCGCCAAUGACUACAGGAGUCUCGAUGCAGGGAAGUCUCUCCCUGAGGCCUUGGACUACAGUGUGUUCUGGCUGCAGACGGUGGCAGGAGAAGCUGAUGGUCGCACAGGAAUCCCUCCUCCGCUCCUGUCUGUGGUCGUCAGAGACUUCCUGAGUGGACCAGAGUUAAAAGUGGAGGUCAGUCGGCCGCUGAGGGUCAGUCCCACACUGGCUAAAAUCGAGCAGGCCAAAGUCUUCUGGAAGAAACUCUUUCCUGAGAGUGAUGGCGAAUCACAGCCCAGAACACCGACAGGCUCCACCCACUCCUGCAGUGAAGCCCCGCCCACAGCUGAUCUUUUGCUGCGCUCCCUGCAGACGCCGGUUCCCUUCCAGAAGAUGGCGCUGCGCACCGUGCAGAUGGUGGUGUGUGUGGAGAUGGAGUCGCACGCGGCGCGGCCCAGUCUGAGUGUGUGUGUGUCGGCCAUGACAGGCGCGCUGGCGCUGAAGAACGCCGGCAAACCCGCAGACGGGUUUAAGGAGGUCCGUCUGUCGGUUCAGUGUGAGGACGUGUUGGUGCGAACGGGUCUGAAGGACCGAAGCUCUGUGUUUGUGGGACCGUUUUCCUGCAGUGGGGAUCUGGAGGCUCAUUGGUGCAGACACAGCGGAAGCUCCGCCCCUGACUCACCUGGACCCCCGAGAGUGCUGAUUGACAUGAAGGGAGGACUUCUGCAGGUAUUUUGGGGGCAGCAGCAGUUUAACUGUUUGUCUGAGAUUCAAGAGGAGCUGCAGAAUUACUGGAAGCAGAUUAGCAGAACAGAGGCGGAGUCAAGCGAUAAGCCCCUCCUCUCUACUCCCCCUCCCACCCCUCCCCCUGCCCAAUCAGAACACUCAUCUGAUGACCUGCGCACAGGCCUCUUCCAGUACAUCCAGGACUCAGCGUGCCAGAAGCUGCCGUCGCCUCAUGAGGUGGUGUUCUGGAGGGAGACGGAGGAGUCUUCGGGCGUGAUGCUGUGGCGAUAUCCUGAACCACGUGUGAUCACAUUUCUCAGAAUCACACCUGUUCCCUUCAACACCACCGACGACCCGGACAUCAGCACGGCCGAUCUCGGAGACGUACUGCAGGUGCCGUGCAGUCUGGAGUACUGGGACGAGCUGCAGCAAGCGUUUGUGCCGUAUAGAGAGUUCAGCCUAUCAGAGAGCAGUGCGUGUGAGCUGACCCUGCCCACUCUGACCCCCAACACACACCAGACUGACCUGGUGACCUCUGACCUCUGGAGGGUGGUGCUCAACAGCACCAGUGAUGGUGGAGAUGAGAGUUCGGACAGUGAGUCCGGGUCCCAGGUGCCCUGUGAGCAGCUGGUGUGUCCCACCGCUCUGGCCGCAUGUACGCGAGUCGACUCCUGUUUCGCGCCGUGGUUCGUGCCGUCAGUCGGUGUUUCCUUACGACUGGCCUACCUGGAGCUGCACUUCUGUCACAACCUGGACCAGCUGGGCACAGCGCCGUGCCAGAAGCUCCGCCCCUUCCUCCCAGACAGGAAGUUGCCUCAGGAUCAGGAGUUUGCGGUGGUGUGUGUGCGUGAGCCGUGUGUGUUUGUGCGUCAGUGGAGCGACGUGUCUCAGUGCUGUCACGAGCUCAGCUUCUCGUCCACGCUGAGCUGCCGGCUGCUGGAGUACCGAAACCUCACGCUCCUGCCCGUCCUUCAGCCCGUCGGCCUGCAGGGACACGCCACACACACACACACACGCGCUCGCCACGCGCUGCACUGCGACGCCACGCUGCAGCCGCUGAGGGCCGCCGUCGGCCAGUACGCCGUACACACACUGGACCGCGCGCUGCAGGCCUGGAGACAGAACGGUGUGUCGGGCGCUGAGGAGGUGGUGUUCUGCCAUUACAUCAUCUGUAACGACACACAGGAAGUGCUGCGCUUCGGACAGGUCGACACAGACGAGAACAUCCUGUUACAAAGCAACCAGAGCCACCAGUACAGCUGGAGAACACACAAAUCCCCACAGCUGCUGCACAUCUGCAUUGAGGGCUGGGGAAACUGGCGCUGGGCCGAAGCCUUCAGUGUGGACGAGGUGGGGAACUUGCUGAGAACCAUCCAGCAUAAAGGACAGACGGCCUCACUCAUCAUCAGGGUCAAGCAGCUCAGCGGAGUCCAGAAACAGGUGAUCAUCUGCGGCCGGCAGGUGAUGUGCAGUUUCCUGCAUCAGUCGAUCGAGCUGCGGCUUGUGCAGUACCACAGGGGUCACGAGGGUCAUGAGGGUCACGAGGGACAGGAGCGCGUCGCCCGUCUGGAGCCGCACUGCAAACCGGCCUCGUUCGUGCUGGAGGACGCAGAGCUGACGGAGGUGUGUGUGCGUGUGUGUGGAGACAACGCCUGGUCGGGGGACGUGUGUCUGGAUCCCAGCGACACACACACCAGCUCUGUGGUGCAGGUGCCGUGCUCUAAUGGAUCAUUGCUGCAUGUGUGGUGCACCCGAAUCCUGCUGGAGCCAAACACACACAUGCAGCAGAGAGUGGUUGUGUUCAGUCCGCUCUUCAUGAUGUGGAGUCACCUGCCGGACCCGGUUCUGGUUCAUGUGGAGAAGAGGAGUCUGGGUCAUAGAGACACACAGCUCAUUCAGGGCCGCGGCCACCAGGAGGCGCUGCUGAACGCCGAGGCCGAUCUGACACACCACCUCACCUUCCAGGCCAGGGAGGAAGAGGACGCGUCUCACUGUGCAGUUCCUGUGUCCACUGCUGUUAUCAAACAGAUCCUGAGCAGAGCAGCACCAGACCAGAACCAGAACCAGCAGGAUGUUCUAGAGCACUUCUAUGGAGAGAAGACAUCCAGCGACCCGGCCUGGCCCUACAGCAGCCGACAGACAGACAGGAGUGUGGUGGAGCCGGUGGCGCAGUGGGACAGCCCGAUGCAAGUGCGUCUGAGUGUGUGGCGCGCAGGUCUGAACACACUGCUGGUGGAGCUGCUGCCCUGGGCUCUACUGGUGAACCGCUCGCACUGGGACCUGUGGAUGUUUGAGGCUGAGAGCAUCGUAGUGCAGAUUCCAGCCGGGAAAACCAUCGUACCGCCCAACUUCAAGACUGCCUUCCAGAUCGGCAUCUAUUGGCCGAACACUAACACGGUGCACAAGUCUUCUGCCGUGCGAUUGGUCCACGAGGUGUCGUCGCCACGGUGGCCAGAAGGGGGCGGAGCCGAGGUCCUGCUGCUGGAUGAGGAGGGAUACAUACACACGGACAUCACACUCGGCACACAGCCCGGAAAACUCAAGCUCUGUCAGUUUUGUGUGUCGUCUUCAGUGAAAUACGGGAUUCAGGUUUUGCAGAUUGAGGAUAAAACUGUUCUGGUGAACAACACGACAAACACCAUCAAAUGUAGAGCUGUGACCCAACAACACACACACACACCUGAGCAGCCCUGUCCCGUCCCAGACUCCUCCAGCUUCUCUCUGGGUCCCGCGGGAUCGGCCGGGGAUCAGGUGAUCUCUGCGGUGCCGUUCUGGGAUGUUCUUCCGGUCGGUCCAACAGCAGAGGACGAGCAGCUGAGGUCCAAGCAGGUUCUGUUGAGCCUCGAGGGCGCCGAGUGGAGUCCGCCGGCUCCUGUGCGAACCGACUUCCCCAGACAGAGCGUUCCUGUGCCGGUGGAGCCGCACGCACACUGGCCCUUCAACACCAGGCCUCUGGUUCUGACCUGUCAGGAGCAUCUGGGCGUCACGUAUCUGACAGUGAGUGAAGAUCAGUGUCCACGAAUGAUGAUUCACAACCGCUGCCCCAAGAGCCUCUUACUGAAGGAGAACAUCAGGGAGCCUGUGAGGUCGGAGGUGUUCAGCCGGGCGGUUCCUGCUCUUUCUUCUGUCCAUCAUGAGUUGUUUUAUCAGGCCUCCAGUUUUCCUGAGUGCCGACAGAAAGAGACGCUGCCCACCCUGCAGCUGCGCAUCAUCACGGACACGCCCCCCAGCCCCUCAGACACGCCCACCUCUCCCUCAGACACGCCCGCCAGCCUCACGGACACGCCCACAUCAACAGGCUGGACUGAUGCCUUUGACAUCAGUUGUCCUGGAACACAGGUUGUUUUUCUUCCUGGUUUCGGCUGUUUGUACAUCGAUGUUGUCCAGCAGAGCGGCACGAUCACACUGACGCUGGCGCCAGAGAGCAGCCCUGCAGACGCCGUCACACACCUCAGGCCGUCCAGUCCGAUGCUGUCCUUCAGGGUUCUGCUGACGGAGGCGAGCAUGGCGCUCUGUGAUGACAUCACCAGCCGGUCCGGAUCAGUGGAGCUGCUGCGUCUCACCGUCUCUAAACUCCUGCUCCUGCUGCCAGCCAUCGACCCUCCACCCGACCACACCGGACACACCGGACACACCGGACACACCGGACACACCGGACACACCGUACAGGUGCUCUGCGGCGGCCUGCAGGUGGACAACCAGCUGUACCAGCGCGCCAGCUUCCACUUCCCCGUCAUCAUGUGCCAGGAGCCGCCGGGCGACCCCGCGCUGACCCCGGGCGACCCCGCGCUGACCCCGCAGGAGUUCUGCCACGCCUGCUUCUUCUCUAUGAGCCUCACGGUGUCCGGCUCCGGACAGCUGGACCGGCUCUCGCUGCGCAUCCGCCCGACGCGCGUGUAUCUGGAGGACACCUUCCUCUACUACAUGAAGACUCUCCUCCACACCUACAUCCCAGAAUGCACCCUGGCUGUGCGUGGCGAUGGGGCGGGGCUCCCGCGGGAGGUGCUGGAGUCGAUGCGUGCGCUGGUGACGCCGCUGCGCCUGCAGAAGCUCUCCGUCGAACCCCUUCAGCUGCUGCUCUCCAUCCACGCGUCUCUGAAGCUCUACAUCGCCUCCGACCACACGCCGCUGUCGUUCUCGCUGUUCGAGCGCGGCCCCGUCUGCACCACCUCACGCCAGCUCGUACACACACUCGCCAUGCACUACGCUGCCGGUGCGCUCUUCAGGGCAGGUUGGGUCGUCGGGUCUCUGGAGAUUCUCGGCAGUCCCGCCAGUCUCGUUCGGAGUAUCGGGAAUGGCGUGUCAGAUUUCUUCCGGUUGCCGUACGAGGGUUUGACUCGCGGGCCGGGAGCCUUUAUCAGCGGCGUCUCCAGAGGAACCAACUCGUUCAUCAAACACAUCUCUAAAGGGACUCUGACGUCCAUCACCAAUCUGGCCACGAGUCUGGCGCGGAACAUGGACCGUCUGUCGCUGGACGACGAGCAUUACAUGCGUCAGGAGGAGUGGAGGCGGCAGCUGCCGGAGACUCUGGGAGACGGGCUGAGACAAGGCCUGUCCAGACUGGGCAUCAGCCUGCUGGGCGCGGUUGCAGGAAUCGUGGAUCAGCCCAUGCAGACGUUCACACGGACGCUGGAUCUGCCCAGCUCGGCGAGCAGCACGGCCCGCGGCGUCAUCUCAGGGGUGGGGAAAGGCAUUGUGGGAGUUUUCACCAAGCCAAUCGGAGGAGCAGCUGAGCUGGUGUCGCAGACGGGAUACGGUCUGCUGCACGGCGCGGGUCUCUGGCAGCUUCCCAAACAGCUGCACCCGCCGACAGACUCCAGAUCAGCCGACGCCUCCAACAGCCACGUCAAAUACGUCUGGAAGAUGCUGCAGUCUCUGGGCCGCCCCGAGCUGCACAUGGCUCUGGAUGUGUGUAUGGUGAGCGGGUCGGGUCAGGAACACGCCGGCUGUCUCCUGCUGAGCGGAGAGGUUCUGUUCGUGGUCAGUGUGUGUGAGGACGCGCAGCAGCAGGCCUUUCCCAUCACUGAGAUCCAGUGUGAACACGACACACACAUGCCUGGACGCAUCACACUCACACUGCAGCAGCACCAUGUGACCAGUGACACAGAGGCCGACGGGUCUCGCGAGCGUCUCUCGGAGCUGCAGUACAGUCGGCUGGUGGAGUUCGUCACCGGAGCGUCUCAGUUUCUGUCUCCGUCUCAGUCGUCGCGUCACCAGCCGCCCGUCACUCCCGCGGAUCCGCCGCCCACCGUCUCCAGAACAUACCAGUAUCACGCAGACCCGGCCUGCGCACGCGUGUUCGUCUGCAAGUUCACCAUGGUGAAGAACAGAGCGCUGCGCAUCGGCUUCCACUGACGCUCACAGACUUCAUCUGAUUUACACACAUCACUUUAUUGAGACGUCACUACAUCAGCCAGAGCUGCUUUCUGUGUGAAUGUAAUGCUUUAAACCAAAAAAAGGCCUCUCAUUUUUUUAUUUUUAUAAGCAAUGCAAGGAAGAUGAUUUACUGUUUUUUAUUGCAUUAUUCGCUCCUGUAUUCUGGUCUAAUGAAAAUAUGAGUCUGUUGCUUCAUAAUGAAUCUGCUUUUUGUAAUAAAACAUGGGAUAUUUAAAGAUGUAUCAUCAGCUUGA